CGUGCACCCAGCGAGUGGGAAGGCGGGUGAGAGACGAGCUGUCAAACUGCAGCCAACGCGCUGAAUUGUUGCCGCGGGCGGAGAAAAACAGCGAACAUGCCUCCGCUGGUGGGAAGGAGAAUGUUUUAGAAAGACGAUUUCAACAACGUCGUCAUCUUUGGCAAACGGGAGGAGGAGGUUUUUUUUUUUUUUUUUUUUUGGGGGGGGGGACGUUGUUGUAGUUCUCGCGGUGGGCUGGCUAGCUAGCCAACGUCCGCGCUAGCUUGAGUUUUGUUGACAAACGAGCAGAGGCAGCGAGUUAGCGCCCAACACCCACCCACCUCGGACUUCUAACUUGAUCAACGCUUCUUAUUCCCCCCCCCCUUUCUUUUCCUCUCUACGGAAUUACCCAGCAUGAACCACCCUCGGCACGUCCAAGCAGGUCUCUACCGGAUCACCGCCCUACCUGUGACAGCCCUUUCGCCCAGCAGAACCCCCGCAGCCCUGAGCCGCAACCACUGAGCCCUCUUCCGCAACUGGAGAACAAUCCGGCACUCUUGUCAUGUGGGUACAAUACAGAAGAAGACUCGCGUUACCCCCACUGGCGUCGCCAUCUUUAUCGUCAUCGUCGUCGUCAUGGACCGGAAUAAACGCAACUCUAUCGCCGCGUUCCCAACGCGACCCGAACGCCUUGCCGAGGACAGAGACGGUGUCGGGGGCCUAGGGGUGUGCGAGAUGGGCACGGGGCCACCGUCGCAGGUGGGCAGGGUGUGCCCUUCGUCCUACAGAGCCCUCAUCAGUGCCUUCUCCUGCCUUACGCGCCUGGACGAUUUCACCUGCGAGUGGAUUGGCUCUGGUUUCUUCUCCGACGUCUACAAAGUCUGCCACCGGGCGUCGGACCAAGUGAUGGCGCUCAAGAUGAACAAGCUGAGCAGCAACAGAGCCAACAUGCUGAGGGAAGUGCAGCUCAUGAACCGGCUCUCGCAUCCCAACAUACUCAGGUUCAAAGGAGUGUGCGUGCACGAGGGCCAACUUCACGCCUUGACGGAGUACAUCAACGGCGGCAACCUGGAGCAGCUUCUGGAUAGCAACAAGCACCUGAGCUGGGUCGCCAGGAUCAAGCUGGCCGGCGACCUCGCCAGCGGUCUGGCCUACCUGCAUGCUAAAGGCAUCUUCCACAGAGACCUCACCUCCAAGAACUGUUUGAUCAAAUGCGACGACAGCAACUACACGGCGGUGGUGGGAGAUUUUGGAUUGGCUGAGAAGAUCCCCGCCAAUCUCACGGAAGGAGCGAAGCUAUCGGUUGUGGGUUCUCCUUUCUGGAUGGCUCCCGAGGUCCUCAGGGACGAACCUUACAACGAGAAGGCUGACGUCUUCUCCUACGGCAUCAUCCUGUGCGAGAUCAUCGCCCGGAUCCAGGCUGACCCCGACUUUCUCCCACGCACGGAGAACUUCGGGCUGGACUAUCACACCUUCCAGCACAUGGUGGGCGACUGUCCCCCCGACUUCCUCCAGCUGGCGUUCAACUGCUGCAAUAUGGACCCCACGCUGCGGCCGUCAUUCCCAGACAUUGUGCGACACCUGGAAGAGAUGCUGGCGCACCUCAAAUUGGGCGACACGGAGCACCAGUGCCCCCCACUGGCCGGAGAGGGUGACAAAAAGACGGCUGCCUCCAAAGGGGAAAAGAUUCAGGGCUUGAAGCGACUCAACCCGCUGAUAUUCCCCGACGACAAAAUCCCGCCCAAAUCGCCGCGCCCCCGCCGCAACAUCUGGCUGAGUCGCAGCCAGUCGGACAUCUUCUCAUGCAAGACUGCGAGGAAGGUGAACGUGCAAGACCCGUACUACGAGCCGCCGGCCUCGCGAAGGGCGGCGAAGGCGCACAAGGUCAACCCCUUCACGGCGCGCGAGGACCUGUGCGGCGGCAACAUCAAGUUCUACGACGUGCCCAGCAAAUCCGUGUUCUCGCUGGUCUUCGACCUGCGCUCGCCGCCGGGCAGCGCCUUCAGCAACCUGCCGCCGGCGCAAGCCUCGAGCGCCGCUUCUGCGUCCUUCUACUGGCAGCAGCUGCCGGGAAGACAGUGUCACUCCUUGCCGGUGUCACCCCAGUUGUCUCGCUCAGAGUUCCUGCACCACCACCCCCACCACGCCAGCGUCGCAACCGCCUCGGCAGUCAACAACAACAACAACAACGGCCCCCUGCCCUGCAACACGCACCCGUUGGCCUCCACCAUGAUGCCAGCCGUCCACUGGUCCGAGGCGGGCCUGACGGGAACCGAAGCGAGACACAAAGUGGCGCUGAGCGGUUGGGCCGGGAAAUACACAGUCGUUGAGAUCCCGCCGUACCGCAGGGCGCAGGCCGGUGACGGGACGGACGGCGGCAGCGGCGAGGACGACGACGACGUGUUUGGCGAGAGCUGGUCUCCGAACGUCCCCCUCGGCGAGGCCAUGGACUGCUCCAGCAUGUUGGACGACCAACACAUGCACGUCGUGCCACCCCAGGACUGAAGGGGGCAAUGUGGACUAAAGUCUGAAGGAAGCGCUUUCAAAGCUUUUCUUAACGCAGCCUUGAUGCCAGUCGCAUUCAAAACGCUGUUAAUGCUAAUAUUGUUUAUAUUUAUUAUUAUUACAGGAUGACUGUGAUUGUCUCCCUCGAUCCUCCCCCCACAAAGAUCAUGUUGACGUUUUCGCCUCCAAACGGAUCUCGCCAGUAAAAGCGGACAUUUGGCCGCUUUGGCUUCUUCGCAAUUUCCGACCAUGUGCAUCUUUGGAUCCAUUACGGCUUUACUUAGUUUGCCGUACAUAUUUUUGUCGGACAUCUUUAAUGAUUCAAAGUCAGCUUGAUGCACUUUUCACACGCUCACCAGCAAUCACGCUGUCUCGAAUCUAUUAAAUGCUAAUAAGAGAUUAUUUAGUUUGCCUCUGUAGGAACUAAAAUGCACUGUCAUCUUUUCUAUGCAAAAAAAAAAGAUAAUUUCACACUGUUGCGCAGAAUCGAGGAUAUUUGUGGGGAAAAAAAGUCUUACAUUUGUAUAUUUGUGGAAAAAAAAAAGAUGUGCGGACUGAUUUUGCUUCUAAAUAACAAAGCUUCUUCUGAGUCUCA
Messenger RNA from Syngnathoides biaculeatus (alligator pipefish), 3079 nucleotides. RefSeq names its product testis associated actin remodelling kinase 2 (gene tesk2). The record is from RefSeq and is a predicted model, not a curated record. Bases 616 to 2484 code for a protein of 622 amino acids. Gene Ontology annotation, molecular function: ATP binding; protein serine/threonine kinase activity. Gene Ontology annotation, cellular component: nucleus; cytoplasm. The transcript has 13 exons. Gene Ontology annotation, biological process: protein phosphorylation; actin cytoskeleton organization. NCBI's taxonomy places the organism in Eukaryota, Metazoa, Chordata, Actinopteri, Syngnathiformes, Syngnathidae.